Molecule: messenger RNA, 1362 nt
Organism: Salarias fasciatus (jewelled blenny)
Lineage: Eukaryota; Metazoa; Chordata; Actinopteri; Blenniiformes; Blenniidae
Product: glycerol-3-phosphate acyltransferase 4-like
Exons: 12
Coding region: 1-1362 (453 amino acids)
Biological process (GO): triglyceride biosynthetic process
Cellular component (GO): endoplasmic reticulum
Molecular function (GO): glycerol-3-phosphate O-acyltransferase activity
Source: RefSeq, a predicted model, not a curated record
AUGGCUUGGUUCCUUCUGGCUGAAGACAGUCUGCUCUGGGGAUGCCUCAACGCCACCAUGACGGUUUGGUCUGCGCUCACGAUCCUCUUCGUUAUUGUGUCGACUGUACCUGGAGAGGUUUCUGGUGUCAGCACCUUCUACCUGAGGACGCUCCUCAAGAUAUUUGAGUGGGCAACCUUGCAAAUGGAGCUGAGAGCGAAGGAAAACAAUCAGCAACUUUACAAACCAUAUGCAACUGGUAUCAUAGAUAAAGAGCCAAUAGUGUCGAUGCAGCAGGAGAUCCAGAAGAUCCGGGGUCCCGUCUGCGAUUCGGCCUCAGACUCGGAGUUUGAGCUGGCCGACCUCAUCUUCUUCUGCCGGCGAGGCGUGGAGAGCAUCGUGGACGACGAGGUGACAAAGUGCUUCUCAGCCCAGGAGCUGGACGGAUGGAACCUGAUGACGCGCAGCAAUAAGAACGACUGUCACGUCACCCGGCCGGUCGCCGUCCUGUGGGCUCUGGGGAUCCUGGUCCGCUACGGGGUCCUGCUGCCCGCCAGGAUGCUUAUUGCAGCUGCUGGAAUUAGUCUGUUCCUGGUCUCGGCCACAUUCGUGAGCUUUCUACCCAACACACGGAUAAAGUCUUACUUGAGUGAAAAGGUUCAGUGGCUCGGUUGUCGCCUCUGUGCUACGUCUCUCACUGCAGUCAUCACCUACCACAACAGAGAGAACAAACCAAAGAAUGAUGGCAUCUGUGUGGCCAAUCACACAACACCGAUGGAUGUCAUAUUCUUGAGCAACGACGGCAGCUGCUCCAUGGUUGGCCAGCUGCAUGGAGGGCUGUUUGGGAUGAUCCAAAGAGCCAUGCUGAAAUGUUCUGCUCACAUCUGGUUUGAAAGAACAGAAGCCGAAGAGAGACAUCUAGUGGUCAAACGACUUAAAGAUCAUGUUGCUGAUAAAACCAAACCACCUCCAGUCAUCUUCCCUGAAGGCACCUGCAUUAACAACACGUCAGUGAUGAUGUUCAGAAAGGGCACUUUUGAAGUCGGCUGCCCAGUCUAUCCAGUCGCCAUUAAGUAUGAUCCGCGGUUCGGAGAAGCUUUCUGGAACAGCAGCAGGUUCGGGCUGGUGGUUUACCUCCUGACCAUGAUGAGCAGCUGGGCCAUCGUCUGCAGCAUCUGGUACCUGCCUCCCAUGAGCAAAGAGGACGGGGAGGAUGCUGUACAGUUUGCCAACAGAGUGAAGGCAGCCAUCGCUGUUCGAGGAGGACUGGCGGAUGUCAUUUGGGAUGGACAGCUGAAAAGAGCAAAUGUAAAGAAAACCUACAAAGAGGAACAGCAGAAACUUUACAGCAAACUUCUCUUGGGCGACUGUGGCGUCAACUAG